Messenger RNA from Poecilia reticulata (guppy), 5734 nucleotides. It is a transcript of the gene adcyap1a, whose product is annotated as adenylate cyclase activating polypeptide 1a. NCBI's taxonomy places the organism in Eukaryota, Metazoa, Chordata, Actinopteri, Cyprinodontiformes, Poeciliidae. Gene Ontology annotation, biological process: regulation of protein localization; neuropeptide signaling pathway; positive regulation of ERK1 and ERK2 cascade. The record is from RefSeq and is a predicted model, not a curated record. Gene Ontology annotation, cellular component: neuron projection; extracellular region; perikaryon. Gene Ontology annotation, molecular function: pituitary adenylate cyclase activating polypeptide activity; neuropeptide hormone activity; peptide hormone receptor binding.
AAGGACUGAUGACGCAACCACCCACCUCCACACCCCACCUCUAACUCUAACUCCCACCCCUUUCUGCCAACAUGAUAAGUGCAAAGAGACGAGCCUUUUGAAUUCGUGGAUAAAAAACCAAAAGAGAGGUAACUUCACAAGACUCAGGAAAGUUUUGGCAGAGACAGCAGCUGCUGCUGUGGAGUUUGUUAUUUUGUUUGUUUGUUUGUUUUUUGUCCCGUCCAUGAGCUACUAAAAAAAAAAAAAAAACUAAGAAAAAGAAAAAAGCUGAGCAGAGGGCGCACGGUACGCUGCACAAUCCCAACAAGGACGCCGAAGAAGCACUUCCCAGAGAAAGAGAGAAAGAGAGUGAGAUCCAAUCUCACUCUCCUCGCUGAAGUCCUCGGAAGAUCGUGUCUAUCGUCUCGAAACUGGACCAUGUCUAGUAAAGCAACUUUAGCACUGCUCAUCUAUGGAAUCAUAAUGCAUCACUGCAUCAACUGCUCGCCUGUAGGAAUAAGCUUUCCAAGUAUAAGACUUGACAGUGAGCUUUACGAUGAGGGUGGCAACUCCUUGCCCUCCCUGGAUUAUGAUGGAGAUCAGUUGGAGGCGAGAAGCCCCUCUUCUGUCGCAGACGACAUCUUCACCAUGUUCUACCCGUCAGAGAAAAGAAUGGAAAGGCAUGCAGACGGCAUGUUUAAUAAAGCCUACAGGAAAGCGCUGGGUCAGUUAUCAGCAAGGAAAUACCUUCAUUCUCUGAUGGCAAAACGUGUAGGUGGGGGCAAAACGCUGGACGACAGCUCGGAGCCCCUCUCCAAGCGACACUCAGACGGGAUCUUCACAGACAGCUACAGCCGCUACAGGAAGCAAAUGGCUGUCAAGAAAUACCUGGCGGCGGUCCUGGGGAAAAGCCUUGAAGACAUAGGUAUUCAACAUAUCCUACAAGCGAUAGACUUUGACGCCCUCCCGGACGGGGAUGAGCUUGACGCUUUUUUGGGAGACUGGCUGAAACAGUUUUCUCCCGAAUUUGCGGUGAGUUUCCGGCUCUUUCCCGAAACUGGGACUUCUCAAGUCCCUCCUUCUUUUUUCUUCUUCUUUGUCCUAGUCUUUUUUUCUCACUUUGUGAGGUUGCUUUAGAGUCUCGAAUCAAACUCUCCUUUCACCUCAUCUGUGCUUCUGGCUCACGGACAACAGGAACACAGGUUGCUAAUGAAGACUGAGAAAAGGAAAUUGGCCAAUCUGACGUAACCUUUGAGGUUGCAGUGGCAGGUCAGACUUUUUAAAGAGCGGUUAUGUAAAGAUGCUAUCUAUUUUACCUGUAGUGGAAAGAUGCUGCACAUUAGUGAGUUUGUAGGAAAGUGAAUAUAUCCUCUGAGCAGUAGAAGGACCUGGCCACAUUAACAGAUAUUUUUGCAAAACAGAAACUGCUGCAUUUGCACAUCACGUCCACGACCAUAUGAAAUUUUGCCAAAGACAAAAAAAAAAGUUAACUUUCAGAAAUAUUUUCUAAAAUGAAUACUUGAGAUGUUUAUGUGUGUGCUAGAUAUCUGAGUGCAGCAGACAUGAUAAUGUAGUUGCCUGGCCACCUUUGUUUCUGUACUAGAUGCUACAACAAAUGAGACAUGUUUGAAUGUCUUUCCACAUCUGCUUCACAUUCUCCUGACUUUGUUGUUAAUAAUUGAUAAUUGAGGGGGAAUUAUUGUUAAUGAAAACGUUAGCUGCGGCUGUUUUAGGAUAAAUCUGUUGCCCUACACAGCUUUAGCCAUGCUUAGGAUAUUUUCCUUUGGAAAUUUGACGUAUUGUUGACCUUAUCGCCACCUGUUGGCACAGCAUAGGUUUUGCAAGGUUGCUAAUUGUGGAAUCCCAGAGACAGUGCAGAUGUCAUUGUGAUCAAAAACACAGGGGGGGAAGUACCUGUAGUUGUGUAGCUUAAUUGAAGUUUACAGAGACCCAAGUAAAGAAAAUAGCCCAAGCUGAAGGCCCUAUACAUUUUUUUGUUGAGCUUUUUUGUGCUUUAAUGACAUGCUAGGCUAAUGCAAGCGUGGCUUCUCUAUAUUUCACAUAAGACCACUUAGAAUUGUAUAAGUUGGGGUUUCAAGUGAGUUUCUGUCAAUAAAACUUUGAGUAAGAGCAGUUCUCCCACAUUAUAAACCAAAUACUUUAUUGUGAACAUUGUAAAUAUUUAUGAGCAGUCAUUUAGCACAGCUACGGCCAAGUUUUCUCUAAAACAGAAAAUGUGGAGUGGGUUUAGACUGACUUGCUGUUCAGGCCUAAUCUAGUUUGAAAUCUUUGAGAAUGUUGAUAUGGUGCAUACUAGGUUUUAGUACAUUUAAUCUGUUGCUUAUUUAAUUCAUAUCUCAUUACACUUCCAACAUUCUGUUAAUUUGAAAAUACAAAAUCAACAGUUUCAAUAAGAUUAGAUUCACUUGCCAACUAAGAUUUUCUCUAGUUAAAGUAUUUUGAUCCAACCAAAUAUCACAUAGCCAGUGAAAAAUGGUCCCUUGUCCCUAAAAACGUGUCCUUCAGACACCAAAGAGCAUUAUGUUGUAUUCUCCUUCUACAUGGAAAUUGUAUUAUUCAUAAUUUCUGGUUGUAAUUUCAACACCACCCCCUAAAAAUCAGAAUUCUUUAGUGUCCAAAACUAUGUUCACAUAGAACAUAGCAAAAGUUACAGGUAAAAACUACUUAUCAGCACUCAUGAGGUUUUGCAUGUUAUUAUUCCAGUGACACACAUAGUGCUCAUAAGAGCAGCCAGUUUGACUAGAUGUGGACCUUUUAAAGUGACCUGGAGAAAAGAAGCUAAAAUAGGAGAAACAUAGGCUUCCCUACACACUUUAUAGUUUGAUACAUUAAAAUGAUGCAAAUGAAUGCAUUUUAAGAUUCAUAUGUCACUAGAAAGUCCUUAAUUAUAAUUCUUAUGUGCCUUAGUGAAAGUGAAUAUUCUAAACCUUCAGUAUUACCCACUCUCCUACAUACCUACCUUGAGGUCAAAUGCCAUAAGAUACAUCAGCAUCACCUUCUUAUGAAUUUGACUUGUAUACAUAUUUAGAUCACUGGCUAAAUGAGCUGCAAUGACUGGCUAAAAAUUCAACUGCCCUGCAGAUCUCAUGCAUCAUAUGUACCUUAAAUGUGUUUGACUGCUACUCAGAUAUCACUAAAAAAGACCCAACGUUAACAACACUUAAUCUCAUAACAUCGUGCAAACACUCUGUCUGCACUGAAGGCUCAUCACAGCAAAAGUACUUUCCCUCGAACCUAUUCCACAUCCCUGAUCCCAAUGCACAUGCACCGUUCAUAUUGAGACAAUCAAAACUGACACGUAAAACCAAUUGGAAGAAAUACAUUAUGCACAAUAUAUACGUAAAUGAGAAAAUGCGAACAAAUAAUCAAAUUAAAACGUCGCAAAACUGAUCUCAGUGUUAAAAUAACAGUAAAGUAUCUCGGCUUUGGUGAGAAUUUAAAAAAAUGAUUACAAUAACUAUGCGAAUGGCAGCACAAUAAGAACCUUACAAGUCUUAGUUUACAAAGGUGGGUAAGUUAAGAUUUUGUUUUUUUUACUUUGGAAAAUUAUGCCUUUAGUUUUCAUCUAAAAUCAUUUAUUUAAUCAAGCAUUAUUAUUGUGUUGUGUCCGAGAAUUAGUACACAUUAAUUAAUCCACUUUAUAUUAAACGUAGACGGUUAUUAUCAGUAAAUAUAGUGCUGGAUCACCAGGUGUGAACAUUUUUAGAGUGUUUUAAUUAGGCAAAAUUAACUAAAUCCCUGCCCCUUUGACAGUUUCUAUUAAUUUUCUACUGCUCUUUGUUCACUUUUCUACAAAUUCAUUAAGAUAUGAUACCUUUCUGCCUCAAACAAAUAAACAUAUGACUAUUUAUAUGUUUACAGUACCUCGCUGAAAUGAGUCCAUGCCCCGUUAGAUCCACAUGAUUUCCAAAAGUAGAAAAUAUCAGAUUUGAGAGGAGGAACAAAUAAUUUUUAUUUUUUAAUUUAAUUUUUUUUACUUUUUCCUCAUUUUUCCUCCCACUUCAGCAAUGUUUACAAAGAGAUGCUCCACUUUUGACUCAUGUAAAGUGCCAAUGCUGUGUACUCACCAACUUCAAUCCAAUGGGUUUGGAGAUUUUCUCGUCUCUUUGUCCAUAAAAUAAGUAUCAACAACAUUUCAAGCAUAAAAAGCAAACAACAAGCAGAAAAAUCCCAAAAAAGAAACAAUGCUUGUUACAUGGUUUUCUUCAAUUUGUUCUCUGUAAGGGACAUACAAAGUGGUUUGAACUCUGGAUCUCUUGUGCUUCCCUAUUUUCUGUCAUGUGAACCGCUGUACAAACUCCAAGCAGACUGCAUGAUUAAAGUAAUUGCACCAGCUCAUUGCAUCUGUGCAGACAACUAGAUGGUUUUGCUUGCUUUCUGACUUCUACGUACAUACAUAUCUACCAUUGCUGGAUGUUUUGUGCUCUGUUCUUCUCACUUACUCUUCUACACAAGUAGUUUGUUGGACCUUGGUUUGAAUGUACUUUAUUGUUGCUCAAUCUGAUCCAAUCUAUUAAAGCCUUUUUUUUUUUAAAGAUAAUUCCAAAUAAGCAUCUUAUGAUUUCUGCCUGCAAAGAGAGGCACAAAAGCUGCCUUAAGUGAUGACAUAUUAAGGACAGAAAGCACAUAAACCGAGGGGAAGCAGGCAAUAAAUCUGCUGAUUUUCAGGCAAAGUUAACCAACUUCCAGGUGAAUUAAUUUGAAAUAUCCCCAAAAGUACAUUUAUUUCAGGAAUUCAAUACAAAAUGUCAGUUUCAACUAUCAGAUAUUGUAGAUUCAUUACACAUGGAGUGACAUAUUUUUUUUUCAGUUUGAUGGAAAUCUAAUGGGGGGAAAAAAGCAUUUAGACUAAACUCAUUUUAAAAAAAGAUAGUUGUCCAGCAGAUAAUCAUUAGGGCAAGCCACAAAACAUUUCUAAAGAAGCCUGCUAUUUAAAAAAGUUCUGCAGGCAAGUCUAAAAAAAAGAAAGUUGAGUGGAAGAAAAUAGUACAUUAGAAAGAGGUGCACAGAGAUUAUGCUGCACAGAAUGGCUGUGUAUAAUAAUAGAUUUCAUCUCACCUGUAUUGUAGGUUCUGGUGUCCUUAUUCCUCCUAUUGACAGAUCUAGAUUCAGAAUUGGAUUGCUGCAGUUUUAAAGUGUGUCACAAUCAUCCCAAUACUACUUGUGUAUUUUUUUCUAGCACACUUUUUUCUUCCACUCAACUUUCCUUUGAUGUGAGAACAAGCAGCUUCUCCAGUGGUUUGUCCUCCUCUUAGGUGUCAAUGAUUGCUUGUUGAACAACUGCCAGAUCACUGCUUUUCACUUUGAUUGUGUCUUCUAUAACCUUGCAUUUCUCUGUUAAAAGUUGAACGUAAUGUUAACAUUUUUUGAAAUUUUGAGUUUUGGGAUUUUAUAUCAUGCAUAUUUAUAUUUAUAUUCUGUAUAUUUAAAUCAAAAAUAUACAGAAACUUUUCAAGAUAUAUCACUCAGAGUGUAAUGAACCUGUAGAACACAUGACUAUUUUUUAAAAUUGAAUUUCUGAAAGAAAUCAUCUCACUGACGACGUUCUAAUUCAUUAAUUUCCUGUAUGAGGAAUAAUUAAAGGACAGGAUUAAAGUUGUUCCAUCCGUCUGUUACUGUAUCAAUUUUUCUUUACUUCUGCGUUUUCCUCCAGGCUUUGUGACGCAGGGGAGGAGUUUGCAGCUGUGGUGCCUUGCAUCGACUGUAACAAAAAAAAAAAAAAAAAAAAAAAAAA